This is a messenger RNA of Drosophila elegans, 903 nucleotides long. RefSeq names its product glutathione S-transferase 1 (gene GstE10). The coding region runs from base 94 to 786 and encodes 230 amino acids. NCBI's taxonomy places the organism in Eukaryota, Metazoa, Arthropoda, Insecta, Diptera, Drosophilidae. The record is from RefSeq and is a predicted model, not a curated record. The transcript has a single exon. Gene Ontology annotation, molecular function: glutathione transferase activity. Gene Ontology annotation, biological process: glutathione metabolic process.
UUUUGGUUGCCUCGAGUCAGUUGUGGAUGGCACAUUGUCUGCUACGAAUCUCAAAGUUAACCAACCAAAAGGCAAAGGCGUCAAGAAGGCAAGAUGGUUAAAAUAUCUGUACUUGGCGUUGAGACCAGUCCGCCGUUUCGGGCCAUUUUGUUGACCCUUCGAGCCCUCCAGCUGGAGCACGAGAUUCGGCCACUGUUCAUGCCGGCCGAGUAUGUUGACAAACCGGAAAUGGUGUUAAAGGAUGAUCAGGAGCUCAUCUGCGAUUCGCCUGCCAUUAUCGGCUAUCUGGUGAACAAGUAUGCCCAGUCGGAUGAGCUCUAUCCCAAGGAUCCGCUACAACGGGCAGUGGUGGAUCAACGGUUGCACUUCGAGACCGGAGUCCUCUUCCACGGCAUCUACAAACGAUUGCAGAGGGCUCUCUUCAGAGACCAUGCCACUGAGGUGCCCAAGGAUCUAUUGGCCGAAUUGCGCGAUGCCUACGGCUUGCUGGAGGAAUUUCUGGCGGAGAAUCCCUAUUUGGCCGGUCCACGGUUGACCAUCGCUGACUUUAGUAUUGUGGCCACGGUGAGCACCCUGCACUUGAGCUACUGUCCCGUGGAGAGCGCAAAAUACCCGAAGUUAUCCGCCUGGUUGGAACGCCUUUCCCAAUUGCCCUUCUAUGAGGAGGCCAACUUGAGGGGAGCCCGCCUGGAGGCCGAUUGCAUCCGCGCAAAACUGCCCAAGCAGUUCGACAAACUGUGGCAAAAGGCCUUCGAGGACAUCAAGAGCGGAGCCGGAAAAGUGUGACUCCUUUGGCUGGUAAUAAUGGAUUAUCUGAUUUUAAAUUAUAUGUUAAAUGGCGUAAAGUUUUAUAAAUUAAAAAUUGUUUUAGCCAAUUGGGCAUAUUCAUUUUAAAAGGCAAAA